AUGAACGAAGUUGUUAAAAAAAGCGACGCAGAAGAUUCAUACAGACGUCGGUUGACCCGGCAAGUUUCUAUGCACACUUUGAAUGGCUUUAACGAACUCCGGCUGAACGUAAAACUCUGUGAUGCGUCAUUGAUCCUCGAUAGCGGUGACACAUUUCCAAUACAUCGAUCAGUAUUGAGCGGUUCAAGCGAUUAUUUUAGAAUACUUUUCACUACUACGUUGCAUGAAGGAGAAUACACGAAAAUAAAUCUAAAAUCGAUUGAAAGUACAACAAUGGAAUUUAUUUUGCAGUAUAUUUACAUGAGACAAAUUGACAUAAACUAUGAGAACGUAAUGGAUAUCAUGCGGACUGCUGAUUAUUUAUGCAUAGACGGCUUGGUACAACUCUGUCACGAAUUUGUCGUUGAAUGCCUGGGACCUGACAAUUGUGUUUCUGUAUUACAAUUUGCCGAUUACUAUUACUUUGGAUCAUUGACGAAUGCCGCAUACAAAUACAUCAUCAAAGAAUUUAUGACCAUUGCAGAACAAAGUGACGAGCUGAUGAAACUUCGUCAAGAAGAAUUAAAACAAAUAAUCGAAGACAACCAACUGAACGUAAAACAGGAAGAAUGUGUUUGGGACAUUCUGUUGAAAUGGGUGGACAAGGAUCCCAAAAAUCGGAAAAACGAUUUGUUGUUUCUGCUGCCCAAAGUUCGUUUCGGUCUCAUGGACUCCAAAUAUUUCAUCGAUAACGUCAAGGACCACCAUUACAUAAAAAACCGGGACGAUUGUAGACCUUACAUUAUUGAGACCCUGAAAUUUAUGUACGACCUUCAGCUGACGUCGAGCAUAACCGAUUCCAUUGCGCCGACGCUCGCACGUCCCAGGUACCCAUCCGAAGUAUUGUUCGUCAUUGGCGGAUGGAGCGGUGGCAACCCGACAGCUAUUAUUGAAACAUACGACACAAAAUCUGACCGAUGGACGAGAAUAUUCGAAGAGGACUCACACGGGCCUAGAGCGUACCAUGGUACCGUCGUUAAGGACCAGUAUAUCUACAUAAUCGGAGGCUUCGAUGGAUUGGAGUAUUUCAACUCUUGUAGAAAAUUUAACACAGUUACGAAAACAUGGGAGGAAGUAGCACCGAUGAAUUGUAAAAGAUGUUAUGUCAGUGUUGUGUUGUUAAACGGCAUAAUUUACGCAAUGGGUGGAUUCGACGGUCAUAAUCGGUUAGGUUCCGCGGAAAAAUAUAAUUUCGAACGAAACCAAUGGACGAUGAUAGCGCCGAUGACUUCCCAGCGAAGUGAUGCAUGUGCAGCUGUACUGAAUGGAAAAAUUUAUAUUACCGGCGGGUUCAACGGACAAGAGUGUAUGAAUUCGGUCGAGACUUACAACUUGGACACCAACGAGUGGACACUAAUACCAGCCAUGCAUACCAGACGAAGCGGCGUGUCUUGUAUAGCCUACCACAGCUGUCUGUACGUGAUAGGUGGUUUCAACGGGCUGGUGAGAAUGAACAGCAGCGAGAAGUUCGACCCGACCACGAACCACUGGUCGCGGGUGGUGGACAUGUACAAUCCUCGGAGUAAUUUCGCGGUCGAGGUACUUGACGACAUGAUAUUCGUGGCCGGUGGUUUCAACGGGGUGACCACCAUAGCGAAUGUGGAGUGCUACAACGACAGCACGGACGAAUGGUUUGAAGCGAAAAGCAUGCAAGUGUACAGGUCAGCGCUGUCGGCGUGCGUCAUGAAAAAUUUACCUAACAUUGAAGAUUACAUGCCUCUGGACCGAGAUAGACUAGAUGAAGGCCGGAAAAACAUCGCGAGAAAUUAUCGGACGACUAAUAACAAUGAGACGGAAUGGUUGGUUGAGAACGAAUCCGUCAACACGGUCACCAUUCAAGUGGACAACAAUAAUCGAAACAUCGAUAGCGACGACGACGACGAUGUAAUAUUCGUUGAUGUCAUCAGAGCCGAGCCACUAUGA
Rhopalosiphum maidis (corn leaf aphid) is the source of this 1962-nucleotide messenger RNA. Its product is annotated as kelch-like protein 10. Lineage: Eukaryota; Metazoa; Arthropoda; Insecta; Hemiptera; Aphididae. The coding region runs from base 1 to 1962 and encodes 653 amino acids. The transcript is spliced from 8 exons. The record is from RefSeq and is a predicted model, not a curated record. Gene Ontology annotation, molecular function: protein binding.